Messenger RNA from Colletotrichum graminicola M1.001, 3855 nucleotides. RefSeq lists its product as uncharacterized. Gene Ontology annotation, biological process: RNA export from nucleus; protein export from nucleus. The transcript has 8 exons. Gene Ontology annotation, molecular function: nuclear export signal receptor activity; small GTPase binding; RNA binding. Bases 1 to 3855 code for a protein of 1284 amino acids. The record is from RefSeq and is a predicted model, not a curated record. Gene Ontology annotation, cellular component: RNA nuclear export complex; nucleus; cytoplasm. NCBI's taxonomy places the organism in Eukaryota, Fungi, Ascomycota, Sordariomycetes, Glomerellales, Glomerellaceae.
AUGGACGGACAUUCGCUCAAUGGCGCAUCUGCCACGGGCCAGAGCGCUGCUUCCGUGAACGGCGAGAAUGUCGACAUCAUCUCCCAGAUUCACCAGGCGCUCGAGGUCAUACACAGCCCCUAUUCUUCCAACGAAUCCCGCCGAGACGCCCAGCUCUUCCUCGAGAACAUAAAAAACAUAGACGAGGCCCCCUUCCACGGCUUCACGCUUGCCUCCAACAAGUCGCAGUCUCCCGUCGUGCGCCACUACGCUCUGUCCCUCCUUGAGCAUGCAAUCAAACAGAAAUGGGCCGAGUAUAACGAACAUCAGUCUAUCAUGCUGCGCGAGUGGGUAUUGGGGCUCUGCCGCGACCUGUCAAAGGACGAUCCGCUAUACAUUAGGAACAAGACGGCCCAGCUGUGGGUGGAAGUCGCCAAGAGAUGCUGGGGCUCCGAGUGGAUGGACAUGGACGAGCUUCUGGUUCGCCUGUGGCAGAUACCCGAUUCUGCUGUUCAUAAGGAGCUCGUUCUCUUCGUGCUCGAAACACUGUCCGACGAGGUGUUUAACGGCGACGACGCUGUCGUAGCCAUGCGCGAGGGCGUACUCAGCAGGAGCUGUGUCGAAGUCUUCACCCCAGCCCCUGUCUUGAGAGAAGCCUUUCCCAACAGAGCCGCUGGCCCCGAGGUGCGCUUCGGGGAAGAAGGGUGGCUUAGCAGGGUAUCCGAAUUUCUCAGUCAUUGCCUCAACGGAGACGCCCAAAACAACGACCAAAUCCGCUCUUGCGCCGUGAAAUCCUUGUCCGUCUUCUAUUCCCUUAUGCCCUGGGCCAUUCCCAAGUCUGUCGCCGUUGCAAAUUGCGUUCCCGUCAUGUGCAGAGCCCUUGCGACUCCCGAAGUCUCUGUUCAAAAGGCCUCCCUGGAAGCUCUGCAUGCGCUUUACUCUCGUUCCAACUUCUCCGAGCAAGAAUUCAAGGACCUCGUCGCGCCCAUGUACGAUGCUAGCUCGGUGGAUCUCCUAAAGAGGCUCUUUGAAUGGUCGGCCGUGGAUGCCGAGGACAUUGACGAAGACAAGUACCAAUUUGGCAAGAAAUUCUCAGAAAUGCUAUCUCUGCUUGGUAACUACCUCGACCGAAGGUUUUCUGCCAUACCGACAAACUCAGACGUUGGCGGCUUUCUUAACCUGUUGCUGCUCACCGUACAGAGUCAAAGUCUCAUCAUAGCAAUUCCUGUCCUGGCAACCUGGACUCGCCUCCUGAACAACAGGUUGAUCGGACAGAGCCCGGCCAACAGCCACCUCGUUGGCCCGCUUCUUGAAGUCUGUGGCUCUCGCUUGAUCAGAUACGAGAAUUUGCCCGAGGACACUCAAGACCCCACGUUUUUGUUCCUCAUGGAGGAUACCGACACCGUCCCCGAGAGGCAUGCUUUUCUCGGCAACUAUAGGAGGUACAGCACUCAGGUCAUUGAGACUAUUGUCCAGUUGAAGCUGUCUGAGGCAGUCUACCAUGUUCUCGGUCAGGCAGAGCAGGUUUUGCAGCGUCUGUAUGAUGACAGCCCACCUAUGGACGCCACGAAAUAUGUCAAGCAUUCCAUGCCGGUUUUGCGUGUCGAUGCACAAUUUACCGUCAUUGAGGCUGCGCUCAAGGGCUACAUGAAAUGGAGGGCAAGCACCACUCAACAGAGCCUGCCAGACUAUGAACAACAGCGUGCCGCCUUGGAGAGAGACCUAGAAUCCUGGUGCACCAAACUCCUUGAAAUGAAGUUUGAGGAUCCCUUGAUCCGAAAGAGGGUUUUGCAACUCUUGGUAGCCUUCUCGACUACAGCGCUCGACAAGAACCCUGGAUUCAUGCUCAAGGUCCUUGAACACAUUCUCAUGACAUGGCCCGCCCCUCAACCGGAGCAUCGUGCCUUCAAUGAGGCCAUCAAAGACUUCCAGUCCGAGAGCAUGGUGGAGCUGCAGAGGCUUGCGUCAAAGGUCCCCGACCACUUGCUUGCCGUGUACGAUCAAAUAGAGGCACGGGUAAACGAUAUGAUCUCAUCUGGCACGUUGGACGAGAAGCGCCAGAUUGCCUAUCAGAGUUUCCUCUUCAUCAUCAUUCACCGGGCUUCCAACAUCGACCCUGCCAUUCAGGCUCAGCGCUUACAGGAGUUCAUCAAGCCUGUUACGUCUUCGUGGCAGAACCAGGAACUCAAGAAUUCACUCUCAUCUUAUUCAGGCUUCUGCGAGUUGAUGGCUCUGGACAAGGCGAAGAGGUAUCUCAUGAGCCACCGUGUCCACGAGGUCAGAGACUGGGGUUCCUGCGAACUAGAUGCCGAAGGCUUGGCUUUGCAGAGUGAGCUGGAAGAGAGACAAAAGAUGCUGCCGCUUCGGCCUACGAAGUCUUUCCUCUCGUUCUCAGUUGAGAAGUUGGAGAAGUCGUCUAAUCCAUUUCAGAUAUCGUAUCGCUUGUGGAAUGAUAGCUUUCCCGUGAUUCUGCCCGAUCUUUUACAGUUUCUCAGCCAUGCACACGCAUCGCACAACCCGGACAACUGGACAGAACUACCUGCCGAAACUCGUUCUGUUGUCGGCAAUGUACUCAGUGACCGAUUCUGGCAAGCGGGCAUCUCAGAGGGCAGCAAGGACGAGUUUUAUGCUCGCGUCAUGGACAAGAAAAAUACACUCGAAGGGCUCGCUUCAACCAUUCGUGGAACUGUAAGGUUUGUUAGGGAGACCUGUUACGCCAUCAUCUACUGUAUGAGCCGUUUGGAGAUGCAGUUUUACGGGUUCAGCGAGCUGCCUGGUCCCCUUGCGCAGGCCCUCUUUCAGAACUCUUUCCAUCUCUCGGCACACCAGCAAAUCAACCUCCUCAAUCUUGUGAGAUACCUGGUGGAUGACUGUCCAUUGGAGCAACGAGAACACUUCCUCCCCCCAUUGCUGGCAGCUUGUUUCCAGCAGAUGGAUGCCAAGAUCAACGCGGAAUGGGAGAACCUCGAGCGCCAGCAAGUUAUACAGGCUGCGGCAGAUGCACUCACAGAGGAGAUGAAGUCCGAAAGUAUCUUGCGCCAGGUCACGUACACUGCGGUGAUCAUGGUAGCGGAUUUCUUGGACCCCACGAAGAGGAAUCCUUCGCUGCUGAGAACGCAGAAUGGCCACGGACAGCCACAGAAAUACCCAUCGCUUAGAAAGUUCUGCUUGAUGCAGUCGACCAUCGUAGAGCCCCUGCUGCUCUUUUGCACCCACGCUAUUCGCAUGCGAGAUACUCGAUGCUGUAGCAUAAUCUUGCGAGUGUUCCGUUCGAUUGUUCCAGACUUUUACUUGGCGGAAUCGGUUUCGCCAAAAGCCAUCCCGCAGGAUGGGCUUGAGGCAGGACCGCCUAACAGGGACCCUCAUCUUGACACAACGCCAAUUUCCCCAGACGCAGCCACCGCCAUCAGAGAAUACAUCGCAUCAGAUGUACUCCGGGCCUGCAUCACCUCCUUCCAUGAACCAUACUUUGUAGAUCUGCAGAAGGAUCUGGCCUCAUUGAUUGCAGCUAUUGUGGUCUAUUACAGCCCAGUAACCAGCACCCCUCGGGAUGUGCUCAUGUCACUGCCCAACAUCAGGCAAGCGGACCUUGACAGGCUGAACGAGUUCUCUUCUAAGCCGGCAUCUCACACCCGUCAACAGCGUGCGUUGGUACUUGAUCUCCUCAAGGACCUCAAGGGUGUGAGCAUCGCUGAGAUGGGAAAACUUCCCAAGAACAGCAGUUUCGGACGAAGCAAGAAGUCGAACCGCAGUAAAAUGGCCCAGGAGUUCAUGACGCCUGCUAAUGAGAUAAAAACGCGGGGUGGAGGAGUUGCCGACGCAGGACGGGCAACGCCAGACGCUCUCGAGGGAGUGGCUGAUUUGUUCGAGGGCUAG